Molecule: messenger RNA, 1155 nt
Organism: Pieris napi
Lineage: Eukaryota; Metazoa; Arthropoda; Insecta; Lepidoptera; Pieridae
Product: chymotrypsin-2-like
Exons: 4
Coding region: 222-983 (253 amino acids)
Biological process (GO): proteolysis
Molecular function (GO): serine-type endopeptidase activity
Source: RefSeq, a predicted model, not a curated record
UUUCUAUUGUAUUUAGUUACUGUAAAAAUAGGAAAUAAGGAAAAUAAAUAAACUUUACCACCAUUUUUCAAACUUUCCCCGCUGCCCCUUUUAUUGCACUUGCACUGGGCCAUUCCAAGUAAGGGUCUUUUCUGGUAUUUUUUGACCCAACUGUCAUCACAAACGCGGGCGCGUUAUUCAUAAUAUCGCAUAUAAAUAAUAGCAUUAAGGUUGGUUAAUAAAUGUGUUUAAUCACAGGCGAAUCUGAUUUCACGGAAUUAGACGGAUAUACUCGAAUCGUAGGGGGUCAAGAUGCUCUAGAGAACUUCGCGAUUUACCAAGCCUCCAUACACAAGCACAACGAGAACCAACAAUGGCACACGUGUGGCGGUUCUAUCAUACACGAAGAAUGGGUUUUAACAGCUGGUCUCUGCACAUAUGGUGUUAAUGCCAAAGAAGUGUAUAUAGUGGUUGGAUCAACCCGACUGAAAUCAGGCGACGACCGUUACAAAAUAAAGAAAAUUAUCACUCACGAGAAUUAUGCAAAAGAAUAUUUGAGAAAUGACAUAGGUCUAAUGAAAGUCGAUGGGAAAAUCAAAAUGAAAAAGAACGUUAAAAUAAUCAAAUUGAGGAAACAGCCUGUGCCUGUUGGAACAACUUGUGCUCUGACAGGAUGGGGGUAUACUAACGAUAAAGGAACUAUGCCGAACAAAUUUCAAAUUCUGUUCUUCAGGAUUAUUACCAAAAAGGACUGCAACAAGCAGUUAAAACGUUCCAAUUCCGAACCAAUCGAUGACAAACAGCUCUGCGUGAGGGGUCCACAUAAGAAGGUUGCUUGUAGAGGUGAUUCAGGAGGUCCUAUGGUUGUUUCUGAUGGAAAGAAAGGCGUUGUUCAAGUUGGAGUCGUGUCCUGGGGGACAAUCCCGUGCGCUAAAAACCAGCCGGAUGUUUUUGCGUCAGUUUCUGGCUAUUAUGACUGGAUUGAGAUAAAUAUGAAGGAUUAAAAUAUCUGUUUCGACAAAUCAUUAACUGCUAACCUAUGUACAUAUAAAAGUCUAUUAUAUAUAAUUUUUAUUUUUUUUAAUUUUUAUAUGUAUAGCAUUAUGCACACUACAAUGUGACAUUUAAUAAAUAGCAAGUGGUAUGUAAAAAAUAUAUCUUUUUUAUUUUGAACUA